GACAGACAGACAUCCUCGAACGAACUUCCUUUUCGCGCUGCCAUUCUGUCUUCGUUGCUUGUUUUAUCACCGCUUUGAAUAACGAGUCAAGCUUUUUCAGCUUGCUUCAUAUCUCCUGUAUCUUCGACUUUGAUCCCUUCGCUAGAUUUUCUCACAUUCCGCAAUGGGCAAGUUGACCAGCACGAUCGGUAUUCCGAUCAAGCUUCUUAAUGAGGCGCAGGGCCACGUCGUCACACUCGAGAUCACGUCCGGGGUUGUCUACCGUGGAAAACUCCUAGAGGCUGAGGACAACAUGAACGUCCAACUGAAGGAUAUCACGGUCACCGCGCGCGACGGCCGCGUGUCACAUCUCGACCAGGUGUACAUUCGGGGAAGCCAUGUGAAGUUUUUCAUUGUGCCGGAUAUGCUUAGAAACGCUCCCAUGUUCCGCUCACGAGGCCAGCGCGGUCGCGGUGUCGGUCUUGCUCGUGGUAAGGCCACGGUGCAGAGGGCGAGGGGACAGAGACGGGGUUAAAUCGGAUGGAAUACUAGUGGAUAAGUGGAUGGAUGCUUCGGUGCGGCGUUUUGUUUUAUUUGAGUUCUUUCUAUGUCUCCUUUUCGUAUCUAUAAACUUGUCUCGUAUUGGCUGUCUGGGUCGUCGGGUCUGAUAUCAUAUCAAAUAAAUCGAGUUGAUUGGGUUAAAUUGGGUUUCUUGAGGGCAUUGAUGGGGGUAAUGUGAUUGUGGCAGUGCUGCUUGGGUUCCGUAUGGUGUUUCCUUGGGAGGAUUCUCAAAAUGUAGUGAUGAGACCAAGCUGUGCAGCAGAUGCACAGACAGCUAAGCUGAUAGGCUAAAUUGAACCCCACGACACGAAGAAUAUGGA
Molecule: messenger RNA, 860 nt
Organism: Aspergillus welwitschiae
Lineage: Eukaryota; Fungi; Ascomycota; Eurotiomycetes; Eurotiales; Aspergillaceae
Product: putative small nuclear ribonucleoprotein SmD3
Exons: 4
Coding region: 164-514 (116 amino acids)
Biological process (GO): RNA processing; spliceosomal snRNP assembly
Cellular component (GO): U12-type spliceosomal complex; U2 snRNP; U1 snRNP
Molecular function (GO): RNA binding
Source: RefSeq, a predicted model, not a curated record